AUCCAAGAAUUCGGAUCAUCCCAACCCAGCUGCAAAGAAAGAAUCGCAGUCGGUUGGGCUCCACGUCAUAUUGUUCCCAAUUUCUCAUCACCUGUCUUAAUCACGUUUUUCACCGAACCCGCAAAACAGAAAUUCUUUUCCAAAAUCUCCUUCAUCACAAUACACACAAAUCGAAAUUCAUUAUCAACAAUAACCCAAAAAACCCCAAAAUCUCUCUGUUGAGUCGCCGCGAAAAUGGACAUACCGAGAAGUCGCUCAAUGAGAUCAACCUCGCUUCGUGAUACCGACUCCCGACUCACUGAGUCGGAAAGGAUCGAGGGUGCCGGUAGCUGGGACGCCAUUGAAUGGACCAAGAUUGAUCCGGUAUCAAGGUCUGUGCCACAAGGACUACAGCACUUCUUACUGGAAGCCGAGGAAGUCAUUGUGGAGGGAUAUGGCGUUGUACUUGUGAACACUGAUGAGGCAGGAACAUUGUUUGUUACGAACUUUCGUCUUCUUUUCCUGAGUGAUGGAUCUAGGCACAUCAUAGGACUUGGCACUAUUCCGUUGGCAACAAUCGAAAAGUUCAACAAAGUUUUGGGGGUGCAAAGAACUAUUUAUAGCUGGAAACUGAAAUUGGGGGCAGUUUAUUUUGGUAUGGAAGGAUGUGACUUGUGGGCAAAAUUUUCACAUAUUCUUUUCUUGGAAUGGGAGAAAAAAGAGAGAAUAAACUGCAGAUGUGAAUUAAACACAAUGCUGAUUACCUCUUUAUUUGUUUUCAUUGUUUCACGGAUUAAAAGAAGGAUGCCAAAUUAUCUAGGAAAAGGCAAUCUGGUUACUUCACUUCACUUUCGUCAUUAUACCGUUCAUGGCCUGGUUAUGAAGCUUCCUUCAGGUCCUAGGCAGAUUGAUAAGACUCCAUCACAGCGAUUGCUUCAGGUCAUUGGCAAAGAUAUGAGAAUUAUUGUCUUUGGCUUUCGGUCUCGAACAAAGCAGAGGCGUGCUGUAUACGAUGCAUUGUUGAGGUGCACGAGACCAGCUAGACUCUGGGAUCUCUAUGCUUUUGCAUGUGGACCUUCCAGAUUUGGUAACACAAACCCUAAGGAGCGGCUAUUGAAUGAAUACUUCCGACUUCUUGGACUAAAGUCACCUCAGGCUUCAGCCAGAACAAUUGAAGAUGGUUCAUCCGUAGUCUCUAAUGAAUGUUGGAGGAUAAGUAAUGUGAAUUCUAAUUAUACAAUGUGCCCAACCUAUCCUUUUGCAUUGCUUGUUCCAAAAUCCAUCAGUGAUAUAGAAAUACAGCAGGCUUGUACCUUCCGUGCACGAUGCCGUUUGCCUGUAAUUACAUGGUGUGAUCCAGGGACAAGAGCUGUUCUAGCACGGUCAUCUCAACCAUUGGUUGGCCUCAUGAUGAAUAUGAGAAGCAAUGCUGAUGAGAAGCUAGUUGCUGCACUCUUAACUCAACUUAUUGGAACGAAGGAGCAAAAGAGGAAGUUGUAUAUCGCUGAUGCAAGACCUAGGAAAAAUGCUUUAGCAAAUGGAGCGAUGGGAGGUGGUUCAGAGUCGUCUGCCAAUUAUUUUCAAUCUGAGAUAGUCUUCUUUGGAAUAGAUAACAUACAUGCCAUGAGAGAUAGCCUUUCUCGGCUUAGAGACUAUGUGGAUACUCAUGGGGCCACUUCAUCAGAUGGAAUGUCGUCAUUUUUGAGGCAUGGUGGAUGGACUUGGGGAGGUGGUAAUCUCAGUAGUAUGUCUGCUUCAGUGUCAACUCUUGGGGAUAGUGGUUGGUUGAUACAUGUUCAGAGUGUUCUGGCUGGUUCUUCUUGGAUUGCUGCUCGUGUUGCGUUGGAAUCAGCAACAGUGUUAGUACAUUGCAGUGAUGGAUGGGAUAGAACAACUCAGUUGGUCUCGCUUGCGAGCUUGUUGCUUGAUCCGUAUUACCGGACAAUCAUAGGUUUUCAGGUACGAAUAAACUUCAUCGAUAUAUUUUGCUUGACUAUCCGAGUAACUCGUCUUUUUGGCCCUAUAAAUCUCAGUGAGAAAGAAAGGCAGCAAGCUGGCAUUUCUGAUUCUUGUGGGUGCUUGUGGAUGUAUUUGGCUGAUUUACGGGCUUCAGAGGGAAGCUCUCAUGUGCACUACAAUCUGUUUUAUGAUCCAACUAAACAUGAAGGUCCACUGCUACCUCCAGCUGCAGCUUUGGCCCCAACUGUUUGGCCUCAGUUCCACCUUCGAUGGACUUGUCCGUCAGAAGCUCAAGCAGGAGAGGUUGAAGCAAUCUGUCGGAACAUGGCUAAAAAAAUCUCGGAGUUGCAAAAGGCAAAAGAAGUAGCAGAGGCUAAAGCUAAAGAGACGACAUCUACCAUGGAGUCGUUGACUGUGGAGUUACGAAAUGAGAAGCUUUCCAGCAGCUCGGCCUGGAAUUUGACAAAGCGAGCCAGAAAAGAAAUUGCGGCUAUAAAGCGAGCUAUGCAAUCGCUGGGCUGCAAGAUUCACUUUUCAGAAGAUAGUGAAUGCGUUGGAAUUGAAAACAAUGCAGCAGGGAUUCCUCAGAAAUCUAUUUAUUCGGCUUCAGAUGAGGAAAGUAGUGGAUAUUUUCAGCAUGACAAUAAAUCAGAUAUGUCUGUCUUCGAUACUGUCUUGGCCGAUGAUCCCAUCAAUCCAAUUACUCGUGUUUGUGAAUCAAUAUGCCCAUUACGUACCAGAGAUGGAGGAUGCAGAUGGCCAGAUGCUGAAUGUGCUAGAUUUGGAAGUGAGUUUGUUGGGUUGAAAGCAAAUUUUAAUGCAUUAGAUCGACUUUCUAUUUACGAUAGCUAUUUUCAGCCAGAGUAGAAGCUUUAGUUUUGAGCCAAGUCUGAGGUAUAGCAAUAUCGUCUUGCCAUUUUCAGGCUGAAGACCUCUAAAGGAGUCGGGACGAAAUUUUGUAGGUAAAGGAUUUUAGUAUGUGGCAUUAGCAAAAAUAAUCGAAGGAAUCCGAUAACCCUCGUAUUUAACAUGGGUCUUGAGAGUGUACAGAUCGAAUGUAGCUUAGUUUUUGGCCGCAUCAGUUUCUGGUCAUCACUAAAGAUUAGCAAAAGAGAAGUUCAUAGAUUCGUUGAAUAUUAUCAUUCAUUGCUCAAAUAGCUUGUAAUUUGCUGUAUAGAUCGUAAGAUUUAUCAUGUAAAACCAACUUAUCGAAUAAAUGGCAUCUGAUUUGCAUUCUUGUAGACUGGUUCAGUGAAAAAAUAAUUGAGAUUUUGGAGACGUUUGAUCCAUACAUUUGA
This is a messenger RNA of Olea europaea var. sylvestris, 3236 nucleotides long. Its product is annotated as phosphatidylinositol-3-phosphatase myotubularin-1-like. Gene Ontology annotation, molecular function: phosphatase activity. The coding region runs from base 235 to 2805 and encodes 856 amino acids. Gene Ontology annotation, biological process: dephosphorylation. NCBI's taxonomy places the organism in Eukaryota, Viridiplantae, Streptophyta, Magnoliopsida, Lamiales, Oleaceae. The transcript is spliced from 18 exons. The record is from RefSeq and is a predicted model, not a curated record.